UUGCUGCUUACAGUGCAGUCAUGUGCAGUCAUGUGUCAGCAGCGUGAAGAGCAGUGGGCUGAGUUGAUUCACUUGUUUGAAUAUCAAAGAAGUUUUUGCAAUGAUUCCUUGCACUUUAAUCCAUGUUCUGCUCUGUAUUUUAUUCUCUAUUCCUCUGUCUUACACAGUCACACACACACUGCAGUACAUCCACACUGCAAUCACACCAGGAAUAAAUUUACCAGAAUACACUGAUGUUGGUCUGGUUGAUGGAGAGACAUUUGUAUACUAUGACAGUAAAAUAAGGAAAUACAUCCCAAAAACUGAGUGGAUAAAGAGGAUCACUGAUGAUGAUCCAGACUACUGGAGCAGUGGGACACAGAUUCAGAAUAAUGCACAGGAGAUCUACAAAGUUAAUGUGAUUACACUAAUGAGGCGCUUUAAUCAGACUGAAGGGGUUCACACACUACAGAGAAUAUAUGGAUGUGAGCUCCAUGAUGAUGGGACUGUUAGAGGUUAUGAACAGUUAGCUUAUGAUGGAGAAGAUUUCAUAAGUCUGGAUCUGGAACAUGUCACCUGGACUGCAGUUAAACCUCAGGCUCUUAUCACCAAAAAUAAACUGAAUACUGAAGGAGCUGCUAUUUUUGAAAAAGUCUAUCUGAAGAACAUGUGUAUUGAGUGGUUACAGAAGUAUGUGAUCUAUGGCAGAGAGACUCUGGAGAGGAAAGCUCGUCCUGAGGUAUCCGUCUUCCACAAACACUCGUCUCCAGAUGUGGUGUGUCACGCUACAAGUUUCUACCCUGCAGAAGUAAUGAUCACCUGGCAGAGGGAUGGAGAGGUCAUGCAUGAGAAUGUGGAGCUCAGAGAGACGUUACCAAACCAGGAUGGAAGCUUCCAGAAGAGAAGCAUACUGACAGUCUCACCUGAGGAUCUGCAGAAACACAACUACACCUGUGUGGUUCAGCACUGAAGCCUGGACAAGGAGAUAGUGAAGAUCCUCCUGAGAGAUGGAGGAUCUGCUGCACUGCAUAUUGGUUUUCUUGUUGCAGUCUUGGUUUUUGUUCCAUUUGUUGGAUUUGGAUUUCUCAUCUGGAAGAAAAGAAGAAAAACCUGAAAACCAGCACAAAAGAAGACACUUUUACUUUGGGUUUAUAUACAAAAGAUGAUGCAUGGAUGUGAGCUACAUGAUGAACGGACUGAUGGAGAUUUCAUCAUUUCACCAACGGACUGAUGGAUAUGGAACAUGUCACCUGGACUGCAGUUAAACCUCACACACUGGACACUGA
This is a messenger RNA of Tachysurus fulvidraco (yellow catfish), 1265 nucleotides long. RefSeq names its product class I histocompatibility antigen, F10 alpha chain-like. Lineage: Eukaryota; Metazoa; Chordata; Actinopteri; Siluriformes; Bagridae. Gene Ontology annotation, biological process: immune response. The record is from RefSeq and is a predicted model, not a curated record. The transcript is spliced from 7 exons. Bases 101 to 949 code for a protein of 282 amino acids. Gene Ontology annotation, cellular component: external side of plasma membrane.